This is a messenger RNA of Aricia agestis (brown argus), 1128 nucleotides long. RefSeq lists its product as uncharacterized. The transcript has a single exon. Lineage: Eukaryota; Metazoa; Arthropoda; Insecta; Lepidoptera; Lycaenidae. The coding region runs from base 650 to 1063 and encodes 137 amino acids. The record is from RefSeq and is a predicted model, not a curated record.
AAUGGAAAAGAAGCGGUCCAAAAAUCAAACCUAGUUCUAAUGAACUACUAAUAAUUCGAUCUAACACUCACAUUAAAACUAAAUAAAUAAUAGUCAAAGUAGACCACGUACAUUGUAAUCAAUUUCGACAUUCACACGUACGCUUUAUUAUCUCCAGCACCAAAUAAAAGUAAACAAUACCCACAAACCCAGUAACCGAAUUUCAGGACGGAUGCAUUCGUUGACCUUCAUACUGCAUCAUUAUAUGGACACUAGUGUAUGAUUAUGACUAAACGAGCACCUUUCGAUAUGCUAAGCGAGAAGCGACUGUAUUUUAAAGGAGCAAAGUUUAUUUUAAGUUGCGAUCAACCUGAGAGACAAGUCAACCCAAGUUUAGCGGCUGGUGUAACUUGACCCGCGAUUCUGAUUGUCCGCUUCCCGUGUCGUAGAGAACGCCUAGACGAAUUUAUUGCAAUGGUUCCCGCUCCGGCGGUGCACAUAUUAUCGAUGAGUCACUCGAAUUAAGACGGCAGCUUUCCAAACGAAAGGUCCGCAGUAGCGGGGCAAUUAUCUUUUUGCUCGGAACCCGUUACUUAGACGCGGAGGAGGCUGCGAUCGGCCGCAGUGUUCAGCCGCAUCCCGAGCACGGUGGUCGGUCACCCAUCUCGCCAUGUCUCGAGCACUGGUCCUGGUCGCGCUGGUCUGCGUGGGUCUCGCGAGCGCGCGGCCGGUGCGGAAGACCCUGAACUUCAACAUGUUCUUCCUGAAGCCGCAGGACUCGACGGAGCGGACGGUCGUCACCGCCGAUGGGAUUUCUAGGUUCGGCCCCAUCCUGGAGUACCUGGUGCAGCGAGUCCAGAACGUGAUGUCAGUGCGGCUGCCCCCGAAAGAGGAUCCUUCGGGGGCACCCGAACAGCAGGUGCCCCACGCGGACCCGGCGGAGAACGACAUCGACUCCCCUAUGGCCAGCGAGUCCAAGAUGCUGCCGGGGGUGGUGGUGCGGCCCUCGCGGACCAGGCCCGGGACCUACGAGGUGGAGAUCGACGUGGUGGUGGACGAGGAAGCUCCCCAGAGACAAAGCUAAGACUCGGUAUUAGUUAAGUUUAUUUAUUGCCAUAUUGUUAAGGAAAAUAAAAUGUGUUAAUUUUA